Molecule: messenger RNA, 410 nt
Organism: Symbiodinium sp. CCMP2456
Lineage: Eukaryota; Dinophyceae; Suessiales; Symbiodiniaceae
Source: the annotation of a GenBank genome assembly
GCUACUUCUUGGGCAACGCCGCGCCCCCGCCCUCCGUCACCGUCGAGCUGCUGUUGCAGGAUAUCUGGGUCUCCGGCGCCGGCGUUGGCUGCACCAUCAACGGUCUGUACUCCCGGAUCGGCUCAUUGAAUGGACGGCCGAAGUACCAGCAGGUGAAUGGCCAUGCCAUUGUGUACUUCAACGAGCACUGGAAGAUCAAUGACCGCGAUGAUGUGUCAGGCUGGCAUUACCAGCAUCCAGAUACGACGUCCGAGACGCCGCCUAGUGGCUACUGGACGUCUGAGGGCUACUUCUUUGACGACGCCGACCCCCAACCGGUGGUCGCCAGUAUCACACUUGAGAUGCAGCGCGGCCACCGGUCGCCGCAAAGCCGCCUGCAGCACGCUGCUCAGCGCGUGGUUGGGAGGUGA